Empidonax traillii (willow flycatcher) is the source of this 286-nucleotide messenger RNA. RefSeq names its product solute carrier family 22 member 6-A-like. The transcript has 2 exons. Bases 8 to 271 code for a protein of 87 amino acids. Lineage: Eukaryota; Metazoa; Chordata; Aves; Passeriformes; Tyrannidae. The record is from RefSeq and is a predicted model, not a curated record.
GACGGGGAUGGGCCUGGGGGGCACCAUGGCCCGCGUGGGGGGGAUGGUGGCCCCCCUGGUGCGCAUGGCGGCCGACGUGACCCCCGUGCUGCCCCUCGUCAUCUACGGCGCCGCCCCCAUCGUGUCGGCCGUGGCCACCUCCUUCCUGCCCGAGACCCGCAACGUCCCCCUGCCCGAGACCGUCCGGGACGUCGAGAGGAGGGCGGGGCAUGUGAAGGACGAGGACGUCGCCGUCCCCCUGAGCAGCACCAAGAGCAAGGACGGUGCCUGAGGGGGCGGGGCCGGG